GCAGAUGCGACGCCAUUUGCUGCCGGCCGUGCGUGUGUAAAGUAGGUCUUGGAAGGGCUCGGUCUCGGGACUCUCCCGCGCACGCGACCGGCCUCUCGCGCCCGCUUGGUACCGCGGGGCUCCACGCGUUACCCCUCGCCCCCCUUGGAGGAAUCGCCACCGCCGCCGCCCGAGUAAGAGUCGGAGUCGCCGCGAGGCCUCUGCUCCCGCCAUGCCCAAGAAUAAAGGUAAAGGAGGUAAAAAUAGACGUAGGGGUAAGAACGAAAAUGAAUCCGAAAAAAGAGAAUUGGUGUUCAAAGAAGAUGGGCAAGAAUAUGCUCAGGUAAUCAAAAUGUUGGGAAACGGGCGCUUAGAAGCAAUGUGUUUUGAUGGUGUAAAGAGAUUGUGUCACAUCAGGGGGAAAUUGAGGAAAAAGGUUUGGAUAAAUACCUCAGACAUAAUAUUAGUUGGUCUACGAGAUUACCAGGAUAAUAAAGCUGAUGUAAUUUUAAAAUACAAUGCUGAUGAAGCGAGAAGUCUGAAGGCAUAUGGCGAGCUUCCAGAGCAUGCUAAAAUCAAUGAAACUGAUACAUUUGGUCCUGGAGAUGACGAUGAAAUCCAGUUUGAUGACAUUGGUGACGAUGACGAAGACAUUGAUGAUAUCUAACUUGACCUCAACAUUCUGCAUUCCAACUUCUCUGAGGAUUGUUCAACAAUUUGGAUUUCGGCUGAGGCCUAUAAAAGAAGAUUAAAAUCCCUUUAAUUUGAAUGCAGUUGGGUUAAAGCAUACUGAUUUGUUUCUAAGGUGUUUCUUUAAAAACCGGUAGUGUUGAAUUAAGUGAAAUAUUAAGCUCACUUUGUUCUUCGGGUGUAAUGGAGUUUAUGGGUAAAAGAGAGAGCACAUCUACUAUUUUUGAAAAGAGGAAAAAAACCUUUCCUAUUUUGACCACUUCCAGUAAAUAAAUGGAUGCUUUAAAUAAACCAUUUGCCCUAUACUUAUCACUUAUAAGUAAGCCCUAGUUUUUACUAGCCUGUUGACUGUACAGUGUAUUUCUAUAUAUUUCAGUUACCUGCAUGUAUCCUUGAGGUUUUGAACAAAAUUAAGGGAUGCAGAAAUCUGCAUUUGAAAUCAGAAAUAAUAGAACCUGGGUUUUAAUAGCAAUUUUGAAUUUGUAAGGUUAGUAGUUGCAGAAAUUGAACACUAGGUGGCACCUCUUAACAUUGGAAAUACUGAUUUGGUUGUAAAUUUUUUUUUAAACUCUGUACAUACGAAAUAUCCCAACCAAGAUUUUUUUGAUCAUAUGCAUGUAUGUUGAAUAUUUUUACAGAACUAAAAGAGUAUUGUCAUUUUAUUUCAGAAGUUAUAUGUGUAAGCUACAAUUUUAAAUGAUUUAUACACAUGACUUAUGUAUAAAUGAAAAUUUCGUAACAACUUGUGCAAAUUAAGCCCUUUUCAAAUGAUCCCUAAGCUGGGAAAAGAGGCAAGAAUAACAACUUAAUGAAAAGAUAGUCUCCCAUUUCUGAAUGGAAGAGCUACCAUGGAGAAUAUAAUAAAGACAAUGUCAUGCUGCACAGUGUAUUAUAUAUAUACUUUGUGUUUAGGAUAUAUUUUAUUGUGUGUACAGAAUGUUUUUUUUGGUAUGUUAUUAGGAAUUUAGAUUCAUCCUUUCUCAUUCAGUUUUUCAUGGCAACUCUAGUAAAAUGAAAUUAAAGGCUAGACUAGUUAGACCUCACUAGCCACAUUGAAUUUAUGUGCAACUUUAAAAGAAAGAUCCACCAUGUAGCAUGUGAUACUUUUAUUCUGCUGGUCUCCAGAGAACUUUGCUGUGACGAAAAGUAAUGUAAAGGAAUAAACCUUCACAUGGCCUGCAAAAAAAACAAAUCUCUCAUAAGUGUGCAAAUUCUGGAAUCAAAAUCUGUGGAUCUAUAAAACAUUGUUAAAGAAUAGAAAUUUUGAAUGGACAUUUAUAGUUUGUGUUUCUUAUUUGGCGUUCUUGAACACUUACCUAGUUAGACGGCAUCUGAGCUCGUGGGCUAGUUUUUAAUAUUUAAAAGAAACCAGCCUCUUAAGAAUUAUCAGUAGUGAUUGUCUGUCUCAGUAAUCUAAACCUCCUAAGAUAUUUAGGCUUUUAUACAUAAAGGUGUUGUGCUAAAUUUGUGGUAUAUGGGAGGUGGGCAAAAGUAGGUUUACAGUGGGGGAAAGAAUACAAUAAAUAAAUAAUACAAGAACACUUUCAUGUACCUGCAACUGUAAAGUACUUUGCCCACCCCUGUAUAAAUCCUUCCAUGUUAUUUUACCAAGAAUGUUUUAACUCUGUGUCUGUGAUACAGUUCAUAGUAGGGAUGGUGUAUCUCAAACAUCUUAAGUUUUUCUACUUACCUCCUCAAAUAAAUAUGGUUUAUUUAAAGAUUCUUUAAAACUUACAACAAUGGCCCAAAUCAUACAUUUGCUACUAAUUUUUUCUUUCUUGCCUUGGAAGUAACAACUCGGUGUAGUGUUGCAUCCUUGAAAAUCUGAAAUCAUAAUACCCAUAAUUGAAAUAGUUGGGCUGAAAUUGUAGCUUAUAUCAACACUACUCGGAAUUAUUUUAGUAACUUACUUUUCAUGUGGAAAUGAAUCGUUUCAUCGAUAUAUUUCAAAUGAGCAAUGGAAGUGGUCCUUAAGAAAAGGUUUUUUUGUUGUUGUUUGGUUAUACUCUGAUUUGUAAAAUACAAUGCUAUAAAUUGUUCUCUGAAAGAAAAUAAAAUGUUUGAAAUCCAGAUAAUAGUCUUACUGUUAAGAGGUGUAAUAGUUAUUACUAACAAACUUUAUAGGCUUGCAUUUUUCAUGUAGUGUUUAUUCCACUUCCAGUUAGAGUAUAAAUAUGCUGCAUUACAAAAGAGGCUAAAUAACCAAACCAAGUGUUUGUGUGAAAAAAGACUUGCCAAGAUUUAUUUGUUGAAUCUUGAACAUCCAGCCUCUUAAAGAGAACCCCUCUUAAGGAGCCUGCAAACUAUGCAUGAUGAAAAUUCUUGCAUUUUAUUAAGGAAUGGCCAUUGGUUUACUCAACACAUCUUAGGGUAUCAUAGCUAUAAGUUUAGUUGCUUACAAAACUCUUUGUGACUUGUGGUUAAACUUAGUCUCAUAUACCAUGUAAAUAUUAAAUUAUAGGAUGUUGAAUAACAUCUUUAAAUUGCUGUCUGUAUUGACUAAAGAGCAACUGAGUAAUCCAUUAGGUAGAAGCAUGUUUCAAAUGAAACCUAGGUGGAUUUAUACUUUAUUUGUAUUAUUUACAGAUUUAACAGCAUUCAGUAUUAACUGUGGCUUGACUGUUAAAGUAUCAGAAUGCAGAUGAGGUUCUUUAUGUUACCUGACUGUCAUAAAGAUGAAAAAGAUUUGUAUCGGUAUAAGGUGUUAAGAUUUUUUUAUCCUGCUUUGCAAGGAGAAGUUUCAUUUAUGCUGUUUGGACUCCCAUGAACUUUCACACUACCUAAAACUACCAUCAUUUUUAUCCUUGCUUUUUUUUUUCUUCCUAUUCAGAAAAGUAUACAGUCUGAAUUAAGUCUUACUAUAAGUGUGAUAAGACACUAGCCUCUCCAAGGAAUUUGGAGAGUGUAUUGGACUAUGUCCUCUCUUCUCCCCAGCUGCCAGGUGCUUAGAAGGCAAUGUGAGGGAGAGUGAAGAGCAUGGGCCCUGGAGUCAGCCUGUGUCCCAAACCCCACUCUUCCUUUUACUUGCAAGUGACCACAGGUACCUUCAGCUUGUCUCAGCUUCAGGCUCCUCACCUGUAAGAUGGGGGUGACAAGAACAGUACCUGCAGAGUCACAGAAUUGCUGGGAAUUAAUUUGUGAUUCAUACAUGUAAUGAACGUAGAGCCGUGUCCACUGCUUUUCAUUCAAUAUCUAGGAUUGUGUGUGAUAGAAUAUGCGUGUCUUUCAUAUUCUCUAUUUACCAUUUCUUUUACUUGUAGUCUUAGGUUCCUGUAAUAAAAGAAAUGUAUAGGUAGAAUAUAUAUUUGUAUAUUCAUGUUGACACUAUUUAAAAUAAUUGCUACCACCUGGCCUGGGUGGUUCAGUGGUGGAGCAUCGACCCAUGAACCAAGAGGUCACCCAUUGGAUUCCUGGUCAGGGCAUAUGCCCGGACUGCUGGCUCAAUCUUCAGUACGGGCUGUGCAGGAGGCAGCCGUUCAAUGUUUCUCUCUCAUCGAUGAACUAUUCCUCUCUUCCCCUCUCUCUAAAAUCAAUAAAAACAUUUAAAAUAA
Myotis myotis is the source of this 4220-nucleotide messenger RNA. It is a transcript of the gene EIF1AX, whose product is annotated as eukaryotic translation initiation factor 1A X-linked. The coding region runs from base 212 to 646 and encodes 144 amino acids. Gene Ontology annotation, molecular function: translation initiation factor activity; RNA binding. The record is from RefSeq and is a predicted model, not a curated record. Gene Ontology annotation, biological process: translational initiation. The transcript is spliced from 7 exons. Gene Ontology annotation, cellular component: cytoplasm. Lineage: Eukaryota; Metazoa; Chordata; Mammalia; Chiroptera; Vespertilionidae.